UGCAGUGACGCUGCACUGACAGCACUACAUCGGAGAAAUGGAGCUAACUUUGCUGAAUUUACUUCAAUUUGUAGCGUUAGGAGCUCUUGUUGUAUUUAUUUUGGCCGUGAUCUUUGUCUACAUGACAACAGACCCAAAGCCCGACAUGAGGCGAUAUGACAGUGAGAAUUACUUCCUUGAUCCAACGGCUGAAAAUGACCAAAAACGCCCCUUUCCAAGUUUAAGAGAUGAAUCAUCUUUGGAUCUAUCGGUCAUUGUCCCGUCAUACAACGAGGAAUUAAGAUUGCCUGUGAUGUUAGAUGAAGCCAUUGACUUCUUAGAGAACAAACAGAGGGGAAAUGAGACAUUUACAUAUGAAGUCAUUGUAGUUGACGAUGGAAGCAAAGACUCCACAACCAAGGUCGCCCUGGAAUAUUCUAAGAAGUAUGGCACAGAGCGUGUACGGGUACUAACGCUGGCCAAGAACAGAGGCAAGGGUGGUGCCGUACGACUGGGCAUGCUCAGUGCACGGGGCAAGAGGGUACUCUUUGCUGAUGCAGACGGGGCCACCAAAUUUGCCGACCUUGAGAAGCUAGAGGAGAGCCUGCAAGAAAUCAACCCAAAGAAGGACAAUAUGGCCAUUGUUUGUGGGUCAAGAGCUCACUUGCAGGAGGAAUCGGUUGCAGAGCGUUCCCUUUUCCGCACCGUUCUGAUGUAUGGCUUCCAUUUCCUGGUAUGGUUUCUCUGCGUGCGCGGCGUGCGGGACACCCAGUGCGGCUUCAAGUUGAUGACCCGUGAAACCGCUGCCAGGUUAUUCACCAGCCUACAUGUCAAUAGAUGGGCAUUUGAUGUAGAGUUACUGUAUCUAGCUCAGGCACUGAAGAUACCUAUAACAGAGGUUGCUGUAAACUGGCAUGAAAUAGAUGGAUCAAAGAUGGUGCCCAUUUUCAGCUGGCUCCAGAUGGGCAAGGAUCUGUUACUGAUCAGGCUUAGAUACAUGCUGGGAGUGUGGCGCAUCAACGACAAAGUCAAGCUGCAGUAAUAAUAAGCUACGACAUCGGGUACAAUUGCAUAUUGCUGCUUAUGGGGCCGUGAAUGAUGAGUUGCACGAGUCCACUCCCAGAGGACUGCCCACAAGCACCAGUGUUGUAGACAACACCAGAAACAAGACCAGUCACAAGCUACAGGGUGAACGGUGACAAAAGAAAACUUUUGUGACAGUUGAUCUGAAUACCUUGCGAGUUGAAUUCAGACUGCAGGUCCUGUGUUGGUCUUCUGAUGGUCUUAAGAGGUCUUGAUGUAGUCUUGCCCCAAGACUGGUUAAAUUGUUUGGCCGGUGCACCGUGCAGGCGCACUCAGGUUACCAUGAAUGAUUGCGCACGCACACUGCCGAAAACUGCGCGCCAUGCAGUUGCGGUUUUUGGCAGUGUGCAUGGUAACUUGAGCGCGUGAGGUGUGCUCAGAAUUUUUCGGGUAGGCCUGCCAAGAUUUUCAAGACUGGUUUUGUAGCAGUUCGUCUCUUGUGAAUAUAGCGCCCUCUACUGCUACAGCUAUUUGGCUGUGCUUGCUGGCACAUGUCACAUGCACAAUUCUCCGGCCAAAACAGUAAAACCAGUUUGAGGCAAGACGAAGGUCUCAACUGCAAUACUGACAAUCAUUGAGUUCUGCAGACAGCAGACUGAGAGAGAAGUUCUUUCUUCCUUGCAUCAUGCGGCUGGAAUUCCAAUUCCAUGUGAGCAUUUAUGCCAAGGGAUCGAUUUGGACAACUCACCGUUUUGAUAUCCCUGUCUUCUAAUCACAUGUAGGAAUUUUUUGUAUUAACUAGCAUUAGUUCUGUUGGGUAUAUUUUAAAAACUUGCCAAUGGGAUUUUCACAACGAACAAGACAAGAUGUAUCAGCCCAAUUUUAAACUUGUGUCAAAUGUUAAAUGGAGUCAUCUGUACACUGUUUGUACAGUAAGGCCAUGUCCGCAUCACUUGGCUGCGGCCGGAAAGUACGCACGAGCCUAUGGCAGUGGCCACGACCAGUUCCCAUCAAGUCGUAUGUAAAUUCCGGCCAUGGCCAAGUGAUUCGGACACGGCCUAAGUCUCACCACAGCUUUGUCUGCAACAUUCCAAGGCCCCACCAUGGAGUGAUUUUUGUUACAUUAGGCUGUGUGCAGCAGCAAACUUAAACACAGGGUCAGCCUUCCUGGAUUUGUACGUACAAGUUGAAUUGGAAAUUUGAUGGCUUAACCCAUCAGUUGCCCCUGUGAAUAUGCAUUGGCAAAUUGUAUCAACAAGUACCAGUCCUCCGUAGAACUUUUGCUGAAAAUUGAAGGUUUUAGAUGUCCUUCAGUGUUAACUAGUUAAAAAAAAUUAUUGAAGUAUGUUUUUAAGUGAACCACAAAUGGUAAUUCAAGGAAUGAAUGGAUAUUUUCUGUUGAGUGCAUUUGGGACAACUUUGCUUACUAGACAAGUCCCAACCUGUUAUAAUGAAUUGAAAUCAAGCAUACUAUGACUUCCCAUGAAGAAUUGCCAGUAUGCCAAAUGUUGACAGUCACUUCUUUGGAAAUUUGAUUAAGGAUCACAAGCGAGGUGAUCUGGUGGAGGCUUUUGUUGUAGUUUGCCACUCCAAACCAAUCAUGCAGAGUAAUUUGAAACAUUGAUUUAACAACUGUGCAGCUUAUAUUUUGCAUUUAAAUUAGAUUUAAUUAUUAACUCUUUAUUGAUAAAUUUAUCUCAAUUAUUUUUCCUCAAUUACUGAGUGAAUUUGUUGAAUGCAUCAAUUCAGCUUGAAAAAAACACAAAAAAUGUCAAUGUAUAUUGUGCUUUUAACUCUGGAAUCCUACUUGAAUUGUAGAAUGAAGUACCCUUCCCCCAAUAGAAGUCAAAUGUAAGUCACCAAUUCAUUUGGUGCAUCAGACCUUGGGUUGGGAACAUUCUGUAAUUAGUGUGAUACAAACCACAGCAAAAUCAAAAAUACAACCAAAUCUGGCAAAAAUAAGGACUACCUUGCAUGGGCCUGCCUUGUUCUCUAAUGUUUCAAAAUUUUGAAAAGAAAAAUAAUUCCAUUGGUUUUGUACUGUACGACUUUCAAAUAUGGAUCCUUCCUUUCCUGUAUUGCAGGGGUGUGGUUCUCGCGAUUUUUCCUGGUUCCAGAAUUCGUCAACCACAAAUUCUUGAUUUUUAGGGGUCAUAUGUUGUAACCCCACACACACACACACGUGGUGGAAGAUUCACAUCAGAUCUAUUAAGGAGAGAACCCAUGCUGCGCUAGUUUGUUAAAAAGAAAAGCCCCAAUUUAUUGUCAUUGUUACAACCCUCAGCUGGAUGUUUGGUGGAUUUGUCUUCAUCCCCUUAUCUCAUCCUUGUCUGAUGUGACGAGUAGAAAAGGUCCAUCAUAUUAACAAUGUACAUUCUAUGACAGCCACUAGCUCAAAACAAGGCACGUUAACAGACCUCUCUCCGUGUCAAUUACAAUUUCAAAAACCAUACAUUUUAUUGGUUCAAUCUGAGGUUCUAAUCACAUUUUAAACUGUUUUUUUCAAUUCAUUUGUGUCUUGCAUUCACAAAUUUUAAUAUGAGUUGGCAACACAAAAUGCAUAAACGUGAAUAGAAAUGUGAAAUAUUGGGCAAUCCAAAGGAAUAC
Molecule: messenger RNA, 3609 nt
Organism: Acanthaster planci (crown-of-thorns starfish)
Lineage: Eukaryota; Metazoa; Echinodermata; Asteroidea; Valvatida; Acanthasteridae
Gene: alg5
Product: ALG5 dolichyl-phosphate beta-glucosyltransferase
Biological process (GO): protein N-linked glycosylation
Cellular component (GO): endoplasmic reticulum membrane
Source: RefSeq, a predicted model, not a curated record